Messenger RNA from Pseudopodoces humilis (Tibetan ground-tit), 3183 nucleotides. It is a transcript of the gene MTURN, whose product is annotated as maturin, neural progenitor differentiation regulator homolog. The record is from RefSeq and is a predicted model, not a curated record. Lineage: Eukaryota; Metazoa; Chordata; Aves; Passeriformes; Paridae. Gene Ontology annotation, cellular component: cytoplasm. Gene Ontology annotation, biological process: regulation of signaling; positive regulation of megakaryocyte differentiation.
GGAGGCGGCGGCGGCGGCGGCGGCGGCGGGGUCGGCGAUGGCUUUCGAGGCGCUGGCGGAGGCGGCGGAGCGAUGGUGCGCCCGCACGCCCUUCCAGCUCAUCGCCGCCGAGGAGACGGAGCGGCGCAUGGACUUCUACGCCGAGCCCGGCGUCUCCUUCUACGUGCUGUGCCCCGAGGCCGCCUGCGGCGACAAUUUCCACGUGUGGAGCGAAAGUGAGGACUGCUUGCCUUUUCUGCAGCUUGCACAGGACUACAUUUCCUCCUGUGGGAAAAAGACACUCCAUGAAAUAUUGGAAAAAGUCUUCAAAUCCUUCAGGCCCUUACUUGGGCUUCCAGAUGUUGAUGAUGAUGCAUUUGAAGAAUAUAACGCAGAUGUGGAAGAAGAGGAACCAGAAGCCGAUCACCAACAGAUGGGUGUCAGUCAGCAGUGAUUUUCUGAGAAGCUAUAAAAAAAUUUGGAAGCCUUUGGUACCAGGUGGGGUCAGGUGGUCCCACGUUAGCCUGUUUGAAUUAGCACAUCACAAGGGGAUAUCUGGCUGCCAAGAUAAAAGUUUUACAACAAAUGGUUCCAAAAAAAUAAUAAUAAUUCAUGAUGAGCUUUGCUAAGAAGUGACCUGAAUUUUGCUCCUGCUUCAGUGGGUUUUCUAUGGGGUUGUCUUGGUAGCAUUCUGCCGUUAUCAGUCUAGAAGUAGUUUUGUCGCUGACUUGUCUCUUCGAUUUGUGUUCGAGAGUAGUGUUUGCUGACAUGAAUGUAGAGUACCGAGAAUGUAGGAGGUGUGUGGGAAGAGUGCCCAGUCCUCACCAGUGACCUUUCCAAGGAAACCAGCACAGUGAGCAAACACAUCCUGCGCUUCUCUUUUUAGUUCAACAGCUCUAGGUUUUUGACAAAGUACCAAACAUGGAGCGACUUCUCCUGAAAAACAGUAGUUUAGUAGUGGUUGGUGCUGCAGAAGUACAUAUGAAGGCUUAACAAAAAUAAUGGGAAGCAGGAAAUCCAGGAGGUGUCACACAUAUUGAUGUCAUUUCACUGACACCUGAGUUUCCAAGUGCUGAAUUAAUAACUGGGAGUAACUGGCACCAGCAGCACACAUUAUAACCAACUGAUAUUCCGACACCAUGUGAUCCAAAGGCAAGUGCUGCUUUCUUACAACUCAAGUAAAAAAUAGCUAUUGCCUAUCCCACUUCUGCAUGACAACUAACUUUAAGCUUUGCUGGUUUUGAUACACUGCCAAAUUAUUACUCAAACCUUGUGGCAUCAUGCAUUAGAACCAUAGAAUCAUAGAAUACGCUGAGUUGGAAGAGACCCAUCAGGAUCCUUGAGUCCAACUCCUGGCCUUGCACAGGAUACCCCAAGAGCCACAGAGUGUGGCCACACAGUGUGCCUGAGAGCAUUGCUCAAAUCCAUCUUGAGCUCUGUGAGGCUUGUGCUGUGGCCACUUCCCUGGGGAGCCUGUUCUGGUGCCCAACUACCGUCUGGGUAUGGAACCUUCUUCUGAUAUCCAACCUAAACCUCUCAGUUUCAGGCCAUUCUCUCAGGUCCUGGCACGGUAAUAAGAGUGAAGAGAUCUGUAGCUGCCCUUGUUCCCCUCCUGAGGAUGCUGAAGACCACAAUGAGGUCUCCCCUCAGUCUCCUCCAGGCUGAACAGACCAAGUGACCUCAGCCACUCCUCACCAGGCUUCCCUUCCAGAUCCUUCACCAUCCUUGUUGCCCUCCUCUGGACACUCUCUAAUAGUUAAAUAUCUUCUUUACAUUGUGGCUGCCAAAACUGCCUCCAGCACUUGAGGUGAGGCUGCCCCAGUGCAGAGCAGAGCAGGACAAUCCCUUCCCUUGCCUGGCUGCACCUGAUGGCCCCAGGAGAUGCUUGUCCCUCCUGACUGCCAGGGCACUGUUGACUCACAUUCAACUUGCCAUCAACCAGGACUCACAGGUCCCUUUCCACAGCGUUGCUCUCCAGCCUCUCAUUCCCUGAUCUUUACACACAACCAGGGUUGCCCUGUCCCAGGUGCAGAAUCCAGCACUUGUCCCUGUUAAAACUUCAUACAGUUGGUGAUGCCCAUUUCUCUAAUUUGUCGAGGUCUCUCUGCAGGGCCUCUCUGCCCUCCAGAGAGUUGACAGGUCCUCCCAAUUUAGUGUUGCCAGUGAAGUUAAUAUUCCUUCAAGUCCUGCAUCCUGGUUGUUAAUGAGAUGUUGAAGAGCACAGGGUCAAGUAUGGAGCCCUGUGGUACCCCACUGGUGACAGAUUGCCAGUCUGAUGUCAUCCAUUCACUGUAACCCUUUGUGCCCAGCCAACCAGUUGCUCACCCAUCUCAUGACAUGUUUAUCCAGCUGUCUGCUGGACAUUUUGGUCAGAAGGGUAUUUUUGAUACAGUAUCAAAAGCUUUACUGAACUCCAAAUAUAUUACUUCAACUUGCUUCCCUUGAUCAGUUAGGUGAAUUACCUUGUCAUAAAAGGAAAUCAGCUUUGACAAGCAGGACUUUCCCUUCAUGAAGCCAUGCUGGCUGUGACCAGUGACUGCAUUGUACGCCAGGUACAUAUAUAUCAUUCCAGAAUAAUAUUUUCCAUUAUUUUACUGGGCACUGAGGUGAGACCAACAGGCCUGUAGUUUCUGAGAUCUUCCUUGAGUGCAACUUGAAUGCAACUUAACACUGAAGCCAUAAGGGUAUCAACCAGCACCUGGUUCUUAAAAUUAUGCUGGACCUCUUCCUGGGCCUUUGAGCUAGUCUGGGCAUUUACACCUUAUUGGAGGGGAGCUGAAAUAGUGCUUCAGCUGCUAUAAAAUCUAGUGAGGUUUUACUUAUCAGGGGACUUGCUCCCCAAAGGGUUUGGUGAGGGUCUUAGUAUGAAGAAGACAACCCCUCAUAUUUUUUACCUGUUUUACAUAGUUGCAAGUAACUUGGAUGAGUGCCGGACUGUGAACAUGCAAGGUUUCUUUAUCUACUUGCCUUUUGUACUGAAAAUAUAAGAAGCAAAAGUAAUUCUGUUGUAAUGCAGCUGUUUUCCAUAAUCAAGAAAGAUGUUUCUAAAUUUCCUCCUUUUUUUUCCAAUUUUUUAAAAAUUGUGAAACGAAGGUCACAGGCUUUAAAAGCCCUUUUAUACAGAAUUAGCUUUAUAAAAACAAAGAGUGAGUGAAGAGAAUAUGCUUGGACAACUCCUAUAAACAACUUGCAUCAUUUUGAAAA